Molecule: messenger RNA, 645 nt
Organism: Canariomyces notabilis
Lineage: Eukaryota; Fungi; Ascomycota; Sordariomycetes; Sordariales; Chaetomiaceae
Exons: 1
Coding region: 150-503 (117 amino acids)
Source: RefSeq, a predicted model, not a curated record
ACCACGGAUGGCCAGCAGGGAGGAGUAGCGCGAUGUCGAGAGUCCAAGACUCGGCUUGGCGCUGCGAUGCUAGGAAGCGAUCCGCAGGCUCGGGGCUGGCGGUGAUCAACAAACGCACAGGAACGUGGUCAUAACGCGGAGAGCAAGACAUGGAGGGGCAGGGAUGGAGACAUCUUUUCUUCUUUUUCUUUUUUUCCGGUUGGGGUAUAUCAAGGCCUGCAGAAAAGGGUCGUCAAUGCAAGGAGCUUGGUGGGUUGGAGACCGAGAAUCAGCUCCUUUGGCGGAAUCGCUGUGCUGUCCGCGUCCAGUCACUUAGCAUGCGUGGGUGGCCUGUUGCAGGCGGCUCGGUGGAAAUGAAUCUAGCAGAAUGCCAUGCACUGGAAUGGCCGCCGGGAAUCAGCCUAGGAUUCAGAUUACUCGCCAGGUUGUUUCGCGGCGAAGAAGGUCAGUGUGCAAUGCGCGCAGGAGGAUCCAGGCGAGGAAAGCGUGCAGAUGAGGAGUAAAAGAGGGAUGGAUUCUCAUACGAGUAAGAUUGGAGGGAAGGAACAGCGGACCAAAAGGCCAGCUGCAUAGCAGAAGGGAACUUGGAGAAAGCUUGGGGAAGGAACGAGAGCGAUAUCCGCAGCGGUUGGGCUGCGUCACGAU